AUGAAGGUUAAUAUAAUUUAAUUUAAAAGUAUAUUUGCUGAUAUUAAUGUAAAUGAAUUUUGGGUUGAAAUAAAAUCUCCUUAAUAAAUGGAAGAUUAAUCUUAAUUAGUCUAUAAGGGUAAGAUGUAUUAAAGUUUAGAAAAAUCGAAAAAAAUGAUUGCUUUUCAUUUCGAAAUAUACCCUGAUAAAUUAAUUCGAAUUUUAGUUAAUUAAAAUGAUGAAAAUUAAGAUGAUAUACACGAAGAAGAAAAAUUUUCAAAAAUGGACUAUUUAAUAUUAAGUUCUUGUUUUAUAAAGAAAAUAAAAAUCUAGGAUUAUUCAAAUAAUCAAUAUACAUAUGGAAUUCGGUUAUAAAAAGAAAAUUUUAAAUGCGAAUUAUUUGCGGAAAACUCUUAUAUGUUUAAUAAAUGGUAUGAUGAAAUUAAAAGAUUUUGCAUUUUAUCGAAAUUUGAUAAGAAAUAUAAAAUUAUAUAAAAAUUAAAUACUUCUAAUUCAUAUAAAUGCUUUCGAUUUUCAGACUCUAAUUAAUAUCAAGUAAAGAUUUUUGACAAAGGGACAAUUUCAAGUUCUUAAGAGAAAUAAAUAUUAAAAGAAACUAGAGUUUUAAGAAAAUUAAAUUCUUAAUAUGUGACAAAAUUACAUGAAGUAUAUGAAAAUGAAAAUAAUCUGUUUAUUGUUUCUGAAUUAGUUUAGGGAUUAGAUAUGAAAUAUAAACUAAGUAACGCAAUAGUUUUAGAUGAGAAAAUAAUAUCUGAGAUAAUAUGGAAAUUAUUAAAUGCAUUAUAACAUAUUCAUUAAAAAAAUAUUUUCCAUAGAGAUAUUAAAUUAGAAAAUAUUCAAUUUAAAAAUCUAAAAACACUAGUAGAUGUUUAAUUAAUCAAUUUUUAAUCUGCAGAUUUUUUUUAUUCUAAUUAAAUUAAAAAUUAUAAAAAAUACGGUACAGCGGGAUUUAUAGCGCCUGAAGUAUUCAAUCAUAGCUAGUAUAAUUAAAAAAUAGACGUUUUUUCAUUAGGCAUCAUUUUCUAUAUAUUAUUGUAUGGGAAAUUACCUUUUGAUUCGAAUACAUUGGAAAACAUAAUAAAAUUAAAUGAAAAAUGUGAAAUUGAUUUUGAUACAAAAAGCCACAUUAUUAAAUGCUCUUCAAGUGCUAAGGACCUAUUAAUCAGGAUGUUGGAAAAAAAUCCUUUGUUAAGACCAAAUGCAAGUGAGUUAAUUAAUCAUACAUGGUUUGUUUGUAUGAAAAAUAAAUAAAGUGCAAUUUAUAAUAGUAUGUCUACUAUUGUAGAAAAGAGCUUUGAAUAAUCAUUUAAUAAAUAAAGUUAGGAUAAUUAUUCGGAAAUUGGGACUACUUUUAUUGAGGAAAAUACUAUAGGAACGGAAACUUUGAAUUAAAAAAUGAAUGUUUUAAAUAGUGAUAUUUAUUAAAAAGUACCUUCUAAGUUUAUUAGAAAUUUAAAUUAAGGAAUUAAUAAGUUUUGA
Messenger RNA from Ichthyophthirius multifiliis, 1479 nucleotides. RefSeq names its product protein kinase domain protein. Gene Ontology annotation, biological process: protein phosphorylation. The transcript has 3 exons. Lineage: Eukaryota; Ciliophora; Oligohymenophorea; Hymenostomatida. Gene Ontology annotation, molecular function: protein kinase activity; ATP binding. The record is from RefSeq and is a predicted model, not a curated record.